Molecule: messenger RNA, 5508 nt
Organism: Phragmites australis (common reed)
Lineage: Eukaryota; Viridiplantae; Streptophyta; Magnoliopsida; Poales; Poaceae
Exons: 2
Coding region: 1952-2929 (325 amino acids)
Source: RefSeq, a predicted model, not a curated record
AAAUUUUGAUGACAAAAAUAGCCACCUCUGAUUUUAUGAUCAAAUGGAGCAUGGCACUUUGACCAGUAGAAAACUCAAUGCUGAGUCUACUAUCCAGCCAAAAUCUCCUAUAUUUCUUAUAGUUCCAUUUGGAUGCAUAAGUUAUUCAUUUUGUUAUGCAACAGAACUUUUUGUUCACUGACAUCAUAUUGUAUUGUGGCUUUGUAAUUUACACAAGAAUUUGUGUUACACCUGAUUUUAAGACCAAACAGAAUGCAACUAUAUGUAUGUCAGGAUCAAGUUAUAUACAUAUAGUGAUGUCAUAAGUGUAAUAAUAGAAUAAUAUCUCUUAUUACAACGUUAACUUUAUUACAUUAAUGACCCUAAGGGUCUCAAGAAAUCCGGCGGCGACGAGAGGAAAUUUACGUCAGUUUCCAUAGUUCGUGCCCAAGAUGUUCGCGCAAUAGAUGUCUUCCUUCAACCAGUGGUCGCCAGUUUCCAAUUGCUGCGUGUCGUAGAUGCUUUUGUCGGGCGCACCUACGGGAGGUGGCACAAGGCAGUCCAGGCGUAGCAAGGAUCGGUGGCAGGUUAAGGAUAGAGUUGAUAAGCUUAAGUUAGUUCAGUUGAGAUUCGCCAGAUCAAAUAAGAGUUAGUUCAAUUUAGAUUCAUGGGCUUAAGUUAGUUCGCCAGAUCAGUUGAGCUUAAGUUAGUUCAGCAAAGAUGAAGCUUAAGUUAGUUCGGUUGAGUUAGAGAUUUGGUUGCUAGAAAUCGUGUAAACGCUACUUAUUUAGGGAGUGGCCGAAAGUUGAAGGAAUCAAGCAAUGAAAUAAGUUAGCUUCAUCUAAUUGCUGCUCAGAGCCUCUGCAAAGAGGGCGAGUACUCCUCCCGAGCCUCUGCAAAGAGGGUGAGUACGCCUCCCCCUUCCCCAGUUCAUAUCAUCUUUGGUAUCAUUCAUGGGCAAUCCUGUGACCAUGGCCAACAUCAUGUCGAAGCUCGACAAAAUUCUCUCGGCGGUUGAUCAUCACAGCGAUGAAAUCUCACAUAUCCGACGUAGUUCUCGUCGCUCAAUGUGGUCGUCAACCAUCUGCAAAGUAAAGCGCUGGUGCGUGAGACCAACGGCACUGGCAACAGCGAAGCCGGUGGCUCCGGUAAGCUAUCCAACGAGCGCAAGUCUGCAUUAGCCACUGUCACAUUGAACGACCGGCUUCCCAUGUGCACAAGUUUCGUUUUCCAGAUUUCGACGGCAAGGAAGACACCAUGAUUUGGCUACACUGCUGCGAACAGUUCUUCCUCGCCCAACACACGCCGGAGGAUGAAAAUGUUUGGCUAGCGUCGUUCUAUAUGAUGGGAACGGCUCGGUAGUGGUACUACCGCCUGGAACGUAAUCGAGGGGUGCCAACUUGGCCACAAUUCGUCGACUUCGUCAAUGUCCGGUUCGGCCCUCCGGUUCGUAGCAGUCCUUUCGGCGAGCUCACGCAUCUACGCUGCAUGGGAUCUGUUGGAGAUUAUCAGGAGCAAUUCUUCACGCUUCUCGUACGGUGCCAUGUGGUGACGGAGCUUCAGCAAGUCAACAUCUUCACAACUGGCCUGAAGAACCCAUUGCGCACUGACGUCAAAUUCCAGCGGUCAACUACGUAUAAGAUGCGAUGAAUUUGGCACGGGCUUUUGCUCGCCGCUUGGACGUGGUAGAUGAGGACUUCCAGAUGUGGAGCAGACCGCCACAUCCACCACAUGCAGGCCUACCUAAUUGCGGUGCCGCAUCCACGACAGGGCCAUCAAGGGUCGCCCCACCAUCUGCAUCGGCUCCAGUGGCGCCAAAGCCCCCCCCCCCACACCCCAGCAUCGACGUGCACGGUGUCGACCGCCGGAACCCGCUUUUCGCAACUUACGUCGGCAGAGAUGGCGGAAUGCUGCCUAAAAGGACUUUAAUUGUUCGGAGAAAUUCUCCUAGGAACACCUGCAACAGUGUUCCAUGAAAAGAAUCUAUCUCUUGGAGCUUGGUGAAGACUUGUGGACGCUGGAUCGGUGGAGGAUGUUCGUGAGAUUUCCAUGCACGCCAUCACAUAAAUUGGCUCCAGCCAAUCCAUGCACUUGUCAGUUGAGAUAUCGGGCAAGAGCGUGCGCGCACUUGUUGACACCGGUUCCACCCACUCAUUUGUCACCGAACAUAUUGUGCGCUCGGCUUCGUCUCGGUGCUGUAGCCAGGCUUGUCAGUGGGCAUGGGCGAAUGACGAUCGUCUUUUGUUGCUCUGGGAUAUGCAAAGCGACGACGAUGAAGAUCGGUGACGAGGAAUUUUGUAUCCGUUUGUAUGUGCUAGCCCUGAAAGGGUACGAACUCGUCUUGGGGAUUCAGUGGUUACGAACAUUAGGGCCGGUGCUGUGGGACUUCGAGCGACUAUCCAUGUCUUUCUGGCGUGAUGACCACCGUGUGCAGUGGAUCGACGUGGAUGCGCCAUUGGGCCCUCGUCUCCAUGUUCUGCGCUCCGAUGAUCUCAAUUAUCUAUUAGUGAAGUUUAGUGACAUCUUCGAAGCAUCGCAGGACUUACCUCCUCGUCGGCGGUUUGAUCACCACAUACAUUUGCUACCCAGAACAACGCCAAUGGCAAUCCGGCCAUAUCGAUACCUGCAGAUGUUGAAAGAGGAGAUUGAGCGCCAAUGUGAAGACUUGCUUCGUCAGGGUAUCAUACGAGAGAGCACGUUGGUGUUCUCCUCACCGGUGCUCUUUGUGCGCAAGCAGGACAACUCCUGGCACUUCUGCGUCAACUACCGGGCUUUGAACGCGAAAACGGUGAAGGAUAAGUUUCCGAUCCCGGUAAUUGAUGAGCUAUUGGAUGAACUAAAGGACGCUCGGUUUUUCACCAAAUUGGAUCUCUGCAGUGGCUACCACCACGUGCUGAUGCAUCCACUGGAUGUGGAGAAGACAGUGUUUCGUACCCACCAUGGACACUGAUUUUCUUGUGAUGUCCUUCGGGCUCACGAACACACCUUCAACUUUUCAAGCUCUCAUGCUGGUAUUUUUCGACGACAUUCUUAUCUACAGCGCGUCGUGGUCGGAGCACUUACAACAUAUUUGCGUUGUGUUCCUACUAAUGCAGGCGAAGUAGCGCGGGGGGCUCCCCAGCAGCGGAAGCGGGUGAAGAGCCCGGUGUUGGCCCUUCGACAAAGAGGAAGCACCCAGAGCGGUCGCCGAAGGUGGGCUGCACCAAGAAAGCUGUUUCCCUCCGGAAAAGACGUCUCCGGAGGGCUCUGCUGCUUCGUGCGACAUGGCCCGUCGGGAGAGUUCUGAAGGCGCGUAGGAGGUCCAGGCGCCGAAGUCCUUGUUUCGCUCGCGCGUCGAUCUUCCAACGUUAAUUCUGAGCCAGGAUGAGGAAUUGACAGAGGCGGGCGCAAUAACCGAGCCCGCCAUUCAGGAGGAGCCCGAAGCCGAAGGUGCCGACGACGUAGAAGUGGCGGCGUACUCAUCGCCCUCAUCACCUUCGAGCUCAUCUUUCGAGACCGAAGAGUCAACGCCGAGUGCGCCCCGCCGCAGAGGGAAGGGUUUGAUGGGUCUCGGCGGGCUGCUCGACGCGAAGGCCAUUGCGCCUGAGGCAUUGUGCCUCGCCGCUUUUGAACCGAGUAUCGGGGAGGUCAGUGAUGCGAAGAAGAUGUUUGGAACCUUCGUCCUUCCUGAACUCGAGAUUCCGGUUGCCCAGAAGUCUACAAGCGAGCUGAUCGAUGCAUUCGAUGUGGCUAUAGUGAAGGUUUUGCUCCUCUCAUGAGCUCAACGUAAGCAAGUUGAAAAAUCCGAAGCCCGGGCCCGAAGCGCUCAGGCCCAGAUUGACUUGUUGCAAAAACGGGCGGAAAAAGCUGAGGGCCAGAAAUGCGAGAUGUCGCGGCGAGCGAAGGAUGCAGAAUUACGACUGGAGCAGCUUGAAAGGGAGGUUAGCACCCUUCGCUCGGAGAAGGGGAUUGCGGACAGCGAAGUAAGCUGUCUUCGCCAGAACCUGCAGUCCUCUGAGGCGCAAGUAUGCGAAUUGCAAGCACUUUGCGCGUCGGAGAAAGAGAAAGCUGAGCGGUUGUAAGCUGAAUUAAGCGAAGCGAAGGCUUAUAACGACGAUGCUCUUAAUGUCAUUGGGGAGCUUGUGCCGAAGGCGGUCGCCGCGUGCGAAGCAAUCAGUCAUACCUUCGAAGGUAUUGGCGCCUCGACGACUCCCCCAUCAAUCGAACUCGUAGGGCUGGGUGGACUUAUUAGUUGGAUCAAUGAGACCAGUGGUAGCCUCCUUCCUACCGCACAACUUUACGGCGACUUCUGCGCAAUGGUUGCUGCCCGAAGUCUUGUGCAGUCUGUCGAGAUGAUGGGUUGCGACCAUCAUACUGCUCUCCAAAGGCCUUCCUUCCAGUACCCUUCGGAUCUGUCUACUUCGGCCGUUACAAAGGCAUCGAAGAGCACUGCUCGAUCAUUCACCACCAAUUAUUGGUGCAAGCAUGGCCGCGAGCUCGCUCUUCGAGAAGUCGAAAUGAACUGACAAAGGGUAUGUUGAGUUGAACUUUUGUUUUGUCUGAUCGAAGAUUAUAAAAGGGGUUAUGUGUAGUAAUAAUGAAUUUAUUAUUAUUAAUUUUUUGUUAGGCCAAGGCGAGGGAUGACCCCUCAUCGAAACUGACGACCACGACAGCCUAAGAUACUGGGAAGGUGGGCUGAAUCGGCGCGAAGGGUCGUAUUGUUUAUGCUUUCGCUUUUGUAAUUGACGAUGUAACACAUUGCUUGUGUAAUAUAUUUUAUGUUUAUAUCGAAGUGUUAAUUAACCUUUUUGCACUCCCUGCGCAGGUCCUUCCUUCGGACACUGCGCAGGUAGCCAAAGAAGCUGUGCCUUUGACCAUGAUGAGGGCAAUUUUUAUAUGUCCUGGUCCUGCUGGGAAUCAUUUCACCGACGUCAUGCCGUAUCGAACUCGAGCGGUAUUGGCAUGCGAAGUGUAGGUCGUAUGAUGAUAUGAACGCUAGGACAAAAGCGUUUUGGAAAUCUGUUAGUCCUUCGACGCUAGCUAGUCGACGAACUGAACGGAAUCUGCGUCGUGCAACGAAAGGAGACGUUGAAGGCACAUCGGUGCUCCUUGAGCCGAAGAUUGAACCUCAGGACGAAGAGCUGGUUUUGCACAGACCGCAAAUUUGCUAUCAGCGUGGUCCCUCUUCGCAGGUAGUGAGGCGCAGUGGUAGCGACGACGAUAUCCCUACGUCGCCGUCAUAUUGUACUCAAGUUGGGGCCCAUCCGGUCCCAACGUCGCAUUUUCAUGCCAGCGAAGGCAUUGCUUAUUAAUUUUCUUUCAGUCGUUUGUAUAAGGAUUUUGAUGAUCGAUGUUGAUUCUGAUGCAGAAUAAAUCGGUUUUGUAUUAUGAUUUGUUCUUUUGUUAUACUUUUAGUGGCAUGGCGCCCGAAGUGUUUUCUACGAUUCGAGGCGUUCUGAAUCUUAGUUGGAUCUUUGGGUCAGACGUAUUUGGCGAAGCCCUCCCCUCGAAUUUCGCCGCAGUUUCCUACGAUUGCAUGGGGCUAAUAUU